Messenger RNA from Mercenaria mercenaria, 4420 nucleotides. RefSeq lists its product as uncharacterized. The record is from RefSeq and is a predicted model, not a curated record. The transcript is spliced from 2 exons. NCBI's taxonomy places the organism in Eukaryota, Metazoa, Mollusca, Bivalvia, Venerida, Veneridae. The coding region runs from base 1859 to 2494 and encodes 211 amino acids.
UUUUAAGAUACAGACUUGUCCCGCUAACUUUGCCUAGCUCUUUGCAAAUAGAGUCUCACUCUUGUUCUUUAACGUGCCUGGUGUAUAGCACCGAUACACGCGAAGCCGUCUCUCCUGGGAAGAACCAGUACAGGCCUCUAAGUUAGAUGGGAGACACUCAAGAGCAUCUCAGAAAUUUCCAGUGCUUGGACCGGGAUUCGAACCCCGGACCUCUGGAUUGACAGUCAAGCGUGUAUUCAAACAUUUCUCAGUAUAUGAUUGAUAUUUUAUGCUUAUAUCUGAAAUAUGAUAAAACAAAAAGCAAAAUCGAACAUGUCCAAUAACAAAGCUUUUUGAAGCACCCUCGUAUCUCUCUGUUUGUUAAAUUGCAUUAUUUAUCUAGAGUGCAUAUUGCUUUUUUAAUGUUUCACCGAUAAGCCUGCACAUUAAGUCCAAACAUGUGCAAGCGUUUAAUACGCUUAUAUUAUGCAUACUGGUGUACAGGCUCGUUGAGUUCAACUAACGCGCUUAAAGUUAUGUCCUACUUUUUGUUAUAAACAAAUUAAGUAUUUUCUUGCUAUGGAUUGACUUUAUUGGAUUCGUGACUUGCUUCAUUGGAUGAGCCUGUGAGGUAAUUAGUUGUUGUUGUUUUGUCCGAAAGAAAGUUCUGUUGUGGUACUUUCCCUUCUGGUCAUGUUAAAUUGGAUGAACCAGCGAGAACUGAACGUGAGCGACUUCCGGUUCCGAAGCGAUGAACAAAACACAUACCAGAGGCAUAUUUUAAAAGUCAGCGGUUUUCAUACUUGUCUAUGGCCGGGACAAGAUGGCCUCACAACUACGUUAUAGAAAAGAAACAGGCCCUAGCCUCAAAGACUUACCCAGUUCGUUUUUUCACAAUGCAUAUAGCAAACUGGGAUAUACGAAGACGCUUUCGGAAAAGCGAGUUCAAAUAAUGGAACAUGCUUUCGCCUAUUUAACUCGGAAUUCCGACAAAAACUAGGGGGAGGGCUUGCAAGUUCAGGUUGCCGGAAGCCGCGGAGAAGGAACAGCAGUUACUUUAAGUAGUGCUGUUGAUUUGCUAUAUAUUCAGCCCUUAGUAAGAUGCUUUGAAACGGAUCAGUUAGCAACAAAACUUGAAGAUGCCGUUGCCACUUUUCAAAUGGACUUGGCUGACUCUCCGCCAGGUUAUGCUAAGCUAGGACUGUUAUCAAUAAAUGAAAGGUCGGACUCGUUUGACCUAAAGAAAAAUAACCUCCUUCAAAGGCUAAAUGAUGCGUUAAAACAAAAGGAUGGACACCAGUAUCUUUUGAAUGACCAGAUAUUAGUAUCUCCAGUAGAGUAUGGUAGGUUAGGGUACAUAAGAGAAGGAUGGUUGAGUAAUGAACAAAAAGUUGAUGGAAUAAGUGGGCCUGCACAACCGGUUGAACCGGAUGAAGUUCCCAUUCAGUGUAGACAAAUAUUUGAAAGUGGAUUUUGUUCCAGCCUUGCCUUGCUUGUAUCCGUCAGCAUUAGAAGCAUGGCGCAACCGCCAGAGAUCACACGAUUGGCCUAGUAAAGAAGAUAUAAAAGCAGUUUUAGAAUGUAAUGUUCUUGUUGUACCUGCAGGGGAACCAGGUAGUGAUGACGUACUGAACUGGAGAAUUUCUUUUACACUAGCCGAGCGACAUUUGGUACGUUCGUUCAAUGACACUCAGAUCAAAGUGUAUGCUGCGCUGAAAAUGUUAGCUAAGCAUCAACUGAAGCCAAAAUGUUCUGCCAUCACUUCAUACGUGGUGAAAAAUAUUCUUUUCUGGGUGUUUGAGACGAAUCCAGCUUCCCCAAAAGGCUCGGAGAAGGAGGACUUCAUCUUCAUCGAAAUAGAGGUAAUCUGAAAAAUUACAUGAUUCCUUCCAGGAACUUGCUGAAGGAUAAAAUCACAGAGACAGAAAAAACAUACUUAUUGCAAUAUCUUGAACUUAUGAUUGAAGAAAGGGCAAGCGUUUUACUGCUGUGUCCCUUGGUGAAGAAGAUGUCUGAUUUGUAUGAAGAUGAACUGAUGACUGAAAAAAGGGAAAGGUUAUUACUGCUGUGUCGUCUCUUGAUGAAGGAGAUGUCUGAUUUAUAUGAAGAUGAACAUAUGAUUGAAGAAAGGGCAAGGGAAUUACUGAUGUAUCCUUUGGCGAAGGAGAUGUUUGAGUUUUAUGACGAUGAAGUUGCUUUACAGCGUAAGCUUACAUUCAGAGAAGUAGUAGAAGAGAUUGGUAUGACCUUUAUUUCACUUUCCCUAAUUCCACGUGAAGUAGAGACCAAAAUAGAACAUUCGAUAAGUCACGCACAGACAAAGGCUGAACUUAUAAGUUCUGUUAUAAUAAUAAUUGUGAAUCUGUUUCCUCUUUUACGAAGGAAAAAUCCGUUUGGAUUUUUCGACCACAUUAUUCAGAUGGACAACGCAGAGAUUAUGUAUCGUCUUCUAGAAGGAUUAGUAAUGAACGAUUGGUGGAUAUGGACCGGCUAUAGCAGAGCAGCGUCUUCUUAAACACAUUGCUAAGGCUUUGUUACAUCAAUAUUACAUUUAAGAGGUACAUUUUGUAUAUUGUUAUCAGGAAUUGUUUCUUCUGUCACGUUACGGUUGAAUUCAUCAAAAUGUGAGUGUGGGUAGAAAGAUAAUUAAAAAGAAAAUAUAUUGGCCAUCUCUCACAUAAGCUGACAAUGACAAAAAGGCAAUGGCACACAGGCAGUUGAAGUAAGACCUUUAUAUUAGUGCUCUGUAAAUACUAAAUAUAGUAUAGUUAAGCAGAGUCCGUGCUGACACCGCUUGUAAUGACAAGUAAGAAUCCCUUAGACCAUUUCGUAACAAAACCUCAGAAAGUGUUGCUCAAAUAACCAUAACCAAUAUCGUAGAGUCUACUUCUCGUCACAUCAAAACAAGGAUUAAAUUGCAUGAACAGACUAGAGAGACUUUAUACGGCCCUGUACUGCACAAGUAAAGGAAGAGCUUAGGAUUGGGACAUGUUUUGAACAGCGACAUCGCAUUUCAGUGAAAAUUAAGAACGCUUAUAACUAACAUCGGAAAACCAGCACGUUAACGUAGCCUGAUACAAAACGUUGAUGACGUACGUAUGGAAUUUAAGCAUCGAAUUAAUAAGUAUGUCGGACGCGUCUGUUCGAAAGAGGAAAAACAGCUCGCUGAGUUGACCUCAUGAGUACGCCGAGGUCUAAUAUCUGAUUACACACUAGUUAAGUUAUUAUACAGAUCUUUUAAAAUAAAUGUUUUUAUGUAAUAAACAUUAAUUUCUCGGUAUAGCGAGUUUUUUUGGAUGCAAUGUAAUACUGCAACUAUUGCAAUGGACAUAUUAGAUACCUGAAAUAUAAAAAAUGACAUUCAUUAGACAAGUGUACAUCAUAUAAAUAUUAAUAAACAUUAAAUAUUACUUUAUUUUUGAAAAACAAAAUGGUAGAAGGUCAUGAUUUUAUACAUUUGUUUUAUCUGACAUCAAAAAAAAAUCUUAAUUCUAAAUUCUAAUUUACCUGUCAUAUUUUGAAGUUAUUUUGCAACCGAAACUGAUUUCGGAAAAUUCGUAUACAAAAACACCAUUUACAGAGGAGAGCUUUACUUACAUUUUAAAUUUUGAAAUACUGGGAUUAUUUUAAACGAGAUGUAUAUUUAUCCCACAUUUACUCAUUCCAUGGUAUUUAUUUCACACAUCAAGAAUUGAAUUUGCACGAAAACGUCGAAAAUAAGAGUGAAUUUUACUGAAUUUAUUUUUUUCUUGACGAAAGUUAGUGCAUGAUAUUUGUUAUUAUAUGUACCUAUGGAUAUUUGUCGUUCGUCAUAUUAUUUCAACCCUGAGCCUGUGAGGUAGUAGAUGCGCAAGCGCAAAAGUAUUAUUAUCGGAUGUGUUAUCGCUUCGCAGGUAAUUUAUUGGUUUUAUUCCUAAUUUUAAUGAAUGAAAGUAUACAAUUGUAUAGCUCUGCAUGUUGCAAAAAUAGUGGUUUAUCUUAAACUAACAUUGAUAGAGGAAAGCAUGCGUUAAAACCGUUGUGCAGAUGACCUAGUUUUUGAUGCAUGAGAAUGCUUUUGGGUACGUGGCCAUACUGUUUUGUGAUAUAACUGAUGCUGUGAUAAAAGAAAGAUAAGAGAAAUCUGAGACAUUUGCAGUAGUCAUACAUGUUUAUUCAUCAAUUAAAUAUGUUUAUUAUAUGUUGACCUACUUGUGGUUGUUUACAUUUACAUUUACGUACCACGUGAUAUGUAUCAACCAACCAGAACCAGUCAGAUGUACGGGGUUGUCUUUGUUGAAAAAGAAUUGUUUGAAAAGCAAGGGGAAUUCGUGAUUAUAAGUGUGUUUUGAUAUUUCUGUAUGCGUUUCUGUAUCGUUUUUGUUAUGAAUGUCACCCAGAAGAAAGUACAGGUAGUUUACGUAUGUGAUUGAUUUAUGAUGAAGCUGGAAAAAGGCUUAUA